AUGAUACCCACCGCUUCUCACCCUCUCACCCCUGCGUUCGCCUCAACUGGAUCCGACUGUUCAAAUGCUAGCCCGCUCCCUCCUGCCCUCGACAUAUCUUCAUCACUGACUUUACCUGCUGGCCACCAUCCUGCCACUCCUCGAUUCUUGCUUUCGCUGCUCGCUACUGCUGUGUAUCUCUCUAUACCCUCCGUCGCAUCCCAAGCGUUGUCUGCCAUCGUUCGUACCAUCGGACCUCACACUGCCGUCCGCUACCUCAACUUUGCUAUUGGUCACGGGAUCGGGCCGCCUGGUACUCCCGAGAUCGCUAGCAUUGGCAUGGACCAGGAGAUCGGAGCCGCAGCAGGCUUAGAAGAUGUCGCGGAGCUCAUCAAAGAAGACGACAUCUCUUACGAGUCUAUCGACCGCUCUACAGAAUCUCAGCACAAACGUGAGGUGGGCAAGGAUGCCGCAACAACUUCCUCGAGUAGCGCCAAGAGAGAAACCGCCAAACACACUCACAACCACGGCACGCCAGACUCGGACGCCGAAUCUGACAGCGAGAGCGAGGGGAAUAGCACCUUCCAGAAGGCAAAGUCCCAAGACAUGCUCCAUGCUCAGCCUACAGAGCCGUGCUAUUAUUACGGCGCAGUAUCGGACAAGGUUGGAGAAGCCGCGGCGUGUUGGCUGACUCGCUGGGGCGUCGACAUACUGCGAUACGAGGAGCAGGCCAUCGUGUCAGAUACGGCCGAGAGAGGAGGAACGGACCAGAAGGUCCCUUGGUCCCCUUCUCCGCAUCACGUUCAGUGGGCGGGCGACAGGCCAGCUUCUGCGCCUCCGGAGACGGCUAAUUCUAGGUCUGGUGGCAGGGUAGGGGGCUCUAACCCACAGCCAGUCGCACCGGUGGUAUGGCGGAGGGGCGGGCUCAGCGCUCGUUGGAUACGGGGCAUCAUCUCCUCCGAUGCGCUAUUCGUAAGGGGCGAAAAGGAGCGGUAUGAGAUGGCAAAAAAUGUGGUCGAGAUGAGGAGGGCGGCUAGCGCUAUGGACGGCUCAGGAGAAUCGGAAGAACUCGAGGAACUCGAGUUUGGACGGCUUUUCACUGAGGGCAUCUACUACGCCAAUAUGCAUUUGGACGACCUGAUGAGCAUCUCGAAGGAUGUUUCACGCUCGACUGGCAAGCCGUUCGUGCCACUUGCAACCCUACAGGCCGCUCUAUGGAAUCAGUCGACGUUAUAUCACAAGAUAACUCAUAGACCUGCAGGUUCCGCAUCGCCUUCGCUCUCACCAACAAACGCUACGAAGGAGUUAGGCCUUGGUACAGCGACUGCUAACAUCGAGCAGCUGGCAUCACAUCCAGACGAGUCCUUGAAGGCAUUCUACCCUGUUCCCGGCGACUCUUCCCUCCGUUUGGGUGAUAGCACCGGUCUUGAAGGCGCCUCGAUGGAUCAGCUGUUUGAUCCUCAAUAUGGGAGUGGAAAGAGGAGCACACCCUUGGCCACCGAGGCCAACUUCUUUGGACUCGAACAGGCCCGUCGGCCUGCCACUGCGUUUGCCUCAUCCAGCUCACCCCUGUCUGCACCGGUGGAUCCCGAGGCCAGGUGGACGGCCCACCCGCCCUUCCGAUUCGCGGUGGAGUUCUGGGACGUUGACGCACUGAAAGAGAAGAGCCGUCUGCAUUCUCACACUGUCUGGUACGCCGGCAGCUUGUACAACGUCUACGUCCAGGUCGUACGCAAGAAGGGUGUUCAGCUCGGCAUAUACCUCCACCGGCAGUCCACGGUGGACCCGAUACCCCCGUCUUCUGCCCCUACUGCCGGCAUGCUGUCUCCGCCCCCACGGGACAGGAGCGUCCGGGGUCGAGGCCCGUCAUCAUCCGUCUCGAGCCCGCGUCCUCCCUCUGCAAUGAGCGGGCUGUCUAUCCCGCGUUCACCACUUAGGCCGAGCGGGCCCCCUACCCCGGCUACCCCAGUCGCUCCAGGGUCGCCCAUAGCGGCUGCUCUUCCCGCAGCCCCCGCCUUCUCUCGCUCAUCCACAACCCUCCACACUUCUUCGACUAGUGUGGGGUCGAUCACGGUCGCGUCGCCCGUCUCUCUACCAGCCACGGCCCCCCCGGUGACCCCACCGCAACCGUACCGCGAUCCUCGUCCUGCGGUCAGCGCUUACUUCACCAUCGCAUGUGCAAGCGCGACGGGGGCGAGUUUGACGCGAUUCACGAGCGCACCUGAUGUGUUCUCGGUCAGUCAAAGCUGGGGCUGGAAGUCGAGCUCGCUGAGGACAGAGGAGUACCUGGAGGUUGAUGCAAACGGUCAGCCUGCCCCUGUGAUCAUACCUGCGGGAAGGGAGGUCAGCCUGAGGGCAACGGUUGUUUUGGGAGUCGUGUAA
Molecule: messenger RNA, 2361 nt
Organism: Dichomitus squalens LYAD-421 SS1
Lineage: Eukaryota; Fungi; Basidiomycota; Agaricomycetes; Polyporales; Polyporaceae
Exons: 2
Coding region: 1-2361 (786 amino acids)
Source: RefSeq, a predicted model, not a curated record